Molecule: messenger RNA, 594 nt
Organism: Arthroderma uncinatum
Lineage: Eukaryota; Fungi; Ascomycota; Eurotiomycetes; Onygenales; Arthrodermataceae
Product: IgE-binding protein
Exons: 2
Coding region: 1-594 (197 amino acids)
Source: RefSeq, a predicted model, not a curated record
AUGAAGACAUCUUUCAUCACCGCGUUUUUGCUUCCUCUCCUCGCUCUCGCAGCUCCGGCUCAAGAGGGAUACUCGGACGCCCCGGCGAACAUCCAGGUCACAGCACGACACCCAGGCCGGGAACAUGUCGACAAGUUGCCCAUGCAAGCUGCCGGAAGAGCAUUCUGGCUAGGCGGAACGCCAGCAACUUACUGCCCAGAGAUUGUCGGCGCUGGUUGCCCACCAGGAAAUGCUACCGUUAUCCUCGGACUGAACAGCAUGAGCGUACUUGUCCCCGGCGGCCAGCAAUUGUACGUCGAGCCAAGUGGUAAACUCGGCUUCACCCAGGCACACUCCGCCUCCAUCCCAGAGGGAUCACACAUCGGCGGCUUCGCAUACAAGCGCAUUGGCAAGAAAACCGGUAGCUUCUACUUCGCCGGCUGGGGAGCCACUGCAUUGAUGGCAUGUCCUGUUCCAAACUCUAUGUUUUAUCAAGUUUUCGCCAACAUCAAGAACGCCAUGGUCCCCGGAGGAGAUAUUAAGCAGUGUGUCGAGUUCAUUGGAGUGGCCGAGGCGUACGAUGGUCGUGUCCCCGCCGCCUGGCAGUAUACCUAG